Messenger RNA from Spirodela intermedia, 514 nucleotides. Lineage: Eukaryota; Viridiplantae; Streptophyta; Magnoliopsida; Alismatales; Araceae. The record is from the annotation of a GenBank genome assembly.
AUGGGAGGGAGUGCAGGGGAUUUAGCUGGAUCUGAGUACCUCUCGGACCACGACAUGGCAGCUGGAACAACUCCAAAAAGCACAAGAACUGGAGCAAAUAGAAGAAAAUCGCAUCAAAUCUGGGGAUGAUUACCAAAACAUGACACAAUCAGAUUAAGAAGAAGAAUCACUUUGCUUCACUUUACCUCCAUAAGUCCCUGCAAAAUCCAGAGCCUUGAAAAAUAUCUCAGGAUCCAGUAGUGAUAAGAUCAGGGGAGGAACCAGCGUGAGCAGGUAUGGCAGAGGCUUGCUCUGCCCACUGGGAAGCUUCAGCACUGAUCAAAAACAGGGUCCGUCCACCCACACAGGCAGUGAGUCAAAACAGAGGAUUGUUUACUACAAAUCUAGGGCAUCAACGGAUGGUUGCAUCUUCCACUUACAGUCAGAAAGGAAGUCUGCGAGGCCCAGAAUAAACCCAAUGUAUGAGGUGGCAAUGGCCAGAAGUGAGAAAACUUCAAUAAUAGGCUGUCAUUAA